This is a messenger RNA of Carcharodon carcharias (great white shark), 763 nucleotides long. Its product is annotated as zona pellucida sperm-binding protein 4-like. Lineage: Eukaryota; Metazoa; Chordata; Chondrichthyes; Lamniformes; Lamnidae. The transcript has 6 exons. The coding region runs from base 1 to 744 and encodes 247 amino acids. Gene Ontology annotation, molecular function: acrosin binding; structural constituent of egg coat. Gene Ontology annotation, cellular component: egg coat. Gene Ontology annotation, biological process: binding of sperm to zona pellucida; prevention of polyspermy. The record is from RefSeq and is a predicted model, not a curated record.
AUGACUGUGACCGAGGACCUCAACCACCAAUCAAAAAUGAAGACAGAUCCAGAAAUUUUGCAAGAGAAAGUGGACCUUGCACAAAAAUGUUGGCUGUCUCCCAAAUUGCGCACAGAGUGUGGAUUUGCGGGGAUUGAAGGCAGUGAGUGUGUGCGGAUGGGCUGCUGUUUUGAUGCUGGGAGCCGGGAUGUGCCGCCCUGUUUCUAUUCACUGGAUAAUCUGCCAGCUUGUACCAAGGAUGGGCGCGUUCUGAUCGCCAUCUCCAAGGAUUUAACGCUGCCUCCUGUAAACCUGACAACGGUGCAUCUGAAGGAUGGACACGGAGCUGAGUGCAGUCCGAUCGUGGUGUCUGUAGACACUGUGCUCUUUCAGUUCGCAGUCACUGAGUGUGGCACUACUCAGCGGGUCUACUUCCACUGCAGGGCUGAGGUGUGUCACCCUUCCAUCCGAGAGAACUGCACAGCUCCCUGCAGCCCCAAGAGACGAAGAAGUGUUGAUGAUCAGUCUGGAGCCUUGGUGACUGCUGAGGGCUCCAUCAUUUUCCUGGGAGAUGAGGAGAGAUUGGCUGUUGGGAUGGAACAGGAAGAGAAAGAUGCUGCUGUGGAUUCCCCCUCCCAUGUUGUUCCUGGAUUAGCUGUUGGGGUAGCACUGCUCUCUCUGACCCUAUUGGUUGGGACUGUUGCUGUGUGGAAAAUGGAUGUGACUGACAGGCUGGGCACUGAGUGCAGCUCAAUGGAACUGUAGAUGUUUUUUCAAUAAUAAA